Molecule: messenger RNA, 3452 nt
Organism: Monopterus albus (swamp eel)
Lineage: Eukaryota; Metazoa; Chordata; Actinopteri; Synbranchiformes; Synbranchidae
Product: torsin-1A-interacting protein 2-like
Exons: 8
Coding region: 20-1501 (493 amino acids)
Biological process (GO): membrane organization
Cellular component (GO): membrane
Molecular function (GO): ATPase activator activity
Source: RefSeq, a predicted model, not a curated record
GGUCGAGUUGUAAACAUAAAUGGAUUCCAAAGCUUCUGAAAACAAGGUUGCUCGCCCCUUGAGACGAUCGACACGGCCGUCAUCAGUUAGAGGUGACAGUGGAUCCGGAGUUGUGGAGAAUGGCUCAGAGGAUGAAGAUUCUCCUGGCAAGAAGAGACGGCUGGAGACUGGGAGAGCAGUGGGCGGUAGCGGUGAUGCGAAUGAGAUGGAUGUCCAAGAGUCAGUUGAGGAUAUGGAACACAGUCAAGACCCGGGAUUGGAUAUUGGGCAGGAUUCCUUUCAUGGCUUUCAGGAAAAAAUAUGCCAAGACACCAUUGGGGAUGUGAAUUUAUCACCUCGUGUAGUGCUUGGGGAGCGCUGCCGAUCUGGUCAUGAUGUAGCUGAAGAUGCAGACUGGAUGAAGACCAAGACAGUAAAACCAUCAACCAAAGGACCUGCAGCCAUCACCAAGCCUGCCGUGCAAGACAGAUCACUGGUGAAUAGACAUGAUGUGCCAGUCCCCAGAAGCAUGGCUGAGUACAAGAGGACGAUGGAGGCCAAAGGCAAGAGCACUGUUACACCCAGAGUUAACCACCAUGUCACAAUUCUCCCGGAGAAGUCUUUCACAACGCGACAACGUUUUAAUAACAUUCCAUUGCAAAAAGAAACUGUUCAGCGCAAGAAACAAGAAGGGACAAAGAAAACUGUUGUCAUCAAGAGAAGCUCUGGAUAUUCUUCUAAAGGAUUCAUGUGGUAUUUAUGUUGUUUGGUUCUCCUGGUGCUGCUCAGUUCUGCUGCCUUGCUGGCAUACAAGAAAAUCCAAAAGAUUGGAGAUCAUGGUGGGAAAUCAUUCAGGUCUGCAAAGGCAGACAAGUUUGCAGAUCAGUUGUCAAUUCUUGAGGCUCAGUUCCCUAGUCAGCGGCCUGAGUUGUGGAAUAGGAGCAGGAUCCACCUGCAGAGGCACUUCCAGACAGCCCAGCCCACAGAGCCGGUGAGUCUGAUUCUAACUGCGGGCCUCCAAGCCGAGAGGACGCUGCACUGCCUGGCUCAGGGCCUGGCCUCUGCCUUCUCCUCUGCCCUCAACGCCUCUGUCCUCCACAUUGAUGGAGCCAGCAAAGCUGACCAGGACAGCGAUGAGGUGAAGCUGGACAUUGACAGCCAACUGCAAGCAGCCUUUGAGGGAGACAAACCUGUUGCAGUCAUUCAUCGUUUUGAAGAGCUGCCUCCAGGCUCCACACUUAUUUUCUAUCGCUACUGUGACCAUGAGAAUGCUGCAUAUAAGCGGGUGUUCUUGUUGUUUACUGUGCUGCUGCCUCAAGAUGAGGUCAGCAGAGAGCAGAGUCUGAAGGAUGUAGAGGAAAUGGUGCAGGACUAUGUCAAGAAGAAGCUGGUGGGCUCCAGCAAUCAAACAGCCUUCAAUAAGAUGGACACUGACAAGUAUGGUGGACUCUGGAGCCGCAUCUCCCAUCUUAUCUUGCCUGUGGUGUCUGAUAAGGAAGUAGAGCAGAAGGGAUGUUCAUAAUCCAAGCUGGCAUCCCAGAGGGAUACCACAGUGUCAAGAAGCUUUAAGCUUCUUGACACUGUGGCAGGAGCUAUAAAGCUGAAAAGUAAAAUUGGACUAACAUAUGUAUUCAUAUAGACUUCAUUUGAAUGGUUUAAAAUUGGUAUUGAUAUCUUGGGGUCAGAAAUAAGCUUCUACUCAAGCAAGCAGUCCAGUGUUUGAUUCAGUUUCAAUUACAAGAUAUACACUCGGUUUUUGCAUACAUGUGCAGGCUUUGUGUAAGGAUGUAACACUCGGACCAUCAUUCCACUUCUAGUGAAGGAUAUUAAACACACAUUCCCAUGCAGAUUUAGUAGAUAACAUAUACAAAGUAUAGUCUGAUGUAUUUGUUUUCUACAUGUUUUGUGUUAUAAGUGUGUAUAGAUAGGACGUUUUUCAACAGAUUUUAAUGUGUAUUUCCAAUCUAAGUGGUCAGCAUGGAUGUCACUGGGUCUUUAUUUGGAGCAUUACAAAGUGUUUCAUUUUCUGUAGACAUGCAUAUUUCUUGUUUUGUUUAAAAAAUCCCCAACAACUGAUGGCUUACUUUAUGUUGCUGUUUAAUGUCCCUGUGGAAAUGUGUGUUGCUCCAUUUAAUUGCUCCGUGUGUGCAAUUGGAUUGGUUUUGCACUAAAAUUAUUUGGUUUUCAUUUAAGUGUGUAUAUUAUCAAGAGUUCUGGCUUUUAAUUUUUUGUUUUAUAGUAUUUUAUAUUUGUUCUUUCAGAAUGUGUUUUUGUGAUAUAUUGUAUCUUGUAGUUUAGAAUAUUUUUUGAUAGUUGUGUUUGUACACAUGCACAUACACACAUAUAGAAAUAUAAACCACUGAAGGGUACUUGAAGCAUCAUCAACCUAAAAACAUAUGUUCUCACUAAAUAAUUUGAAUUUGAAAAUUGAUUUUUACUCUUAUCACAAAAUGUGCCUUAAACAGUCAUAUGGAGAAGACAAGACUAUAUUUGAAGUACCAAAACAGCCAUUUGAUACUGUAUCUUCACAACAACAACAGAACUCCAAUGAGGUUUCUUGCUCAUACAUUUUUAAAAUUUUGUCUAAUUUAAAUGUAUCAUAAAAAGUUUUCUUUCCUCUGAUGUCACUCAUUCUUUUAAUGUUGUCACCAUGAGAUGAAUUUUCUGUUGUUUAUAUAAACACCUGGAUAUUUUUCAAUAAAGAUUAUUUUGAUAACUAACAGUUAAUUAUCUAAACCAUGUUGUGCUUAGACUGGGUAUGUAUGUUUUAAAUUUCUGAAACAGUGGUAUAGAAGUCCUCAGACUGUAUAGCACUCCUGCUGACAAGAGAGCUGUUUUUGUAAAGUAGCCUUAACGUGAUACUAACAGUGUUACAACACACUAAAUGUAUUGUAUCAAGUUUAGGAACAAGGAAGUUACCAAGUUCCAGUUAAGAGAUGUGACUUGGAUGUGAGAUGUGAGAUGUGAUUAUCAUUAAGAAGCAGUAGAGUUCAAAGGUUCACUUCACAACUGCAUGAUUUUUACAAACCCUUACUGUCUAACUUCUCCACAUCAACCUAUCAAAGUCUGUUUUUUUUGUUUUUUUUUUUGCUUUUCUGAGAAGUGGUUAUGAAAUGAACAUUAAUGCCAGAUGGCGAAACGGUUUCAGUGCGGUGAAUAAACAAGGAAGUUACAGCAAGUCAUUUUCCAAGGAACUGAUAAGCAUGCUUUCUUAACAUGGUGGAGGUUUAAUGACUGACUGAGUCAACAGCCUGAAAGUUGACAUACUGUAAAUUGCUUGUUAAUAAUGAAAAAUGAUCAGUGAGUCUUGUUAUGUAGACACUAAGGUAGCUAAAAUGGCUGGGGAUAAAAGAUUAGAAACCAAAAUAUUUUUUAAGUUGCAUGUAUAAAUGUUAUGUUUCACUUAGAAAAUAACUGAUAUAUCUGUGAUUUUACUUAUAAACCAUUUUGAUACAUGAACCAGAAACAUAACA